UUCACAUUUGCAGAUAUCUAACAAUAAAGCUUUUUAAAUAAGUGAAUUAUGUUUUUCAACAUUUGCUUCUUGUAAAUCUGCAACAAGGCAAACUACCAUUUGAGAGGAAUUAUUAGCUUGGAAGUAAAGAAAAAGUUGAAAAAUCAAUUCUUUAGAAAUUGAAGGCUGGUUCGAGGUUGGAGAUUCAAUGGAAAAAGAAGGAAAGCCAUCGGAGGUGCCACUUGAGGAAAAAAGAAGAAGAAUCAGGAAUCUUAUUGAUGAUUUAUUGAAUGGGUUGAAGAAAAUUCAGAAUGAAGAAGAAGAAGAAUUCCUUGAUUCAAAAUGGUAUGACAUUGAAAAGCUAAGAAUGGAAGUGAGAUUCUUAAGAACAUUUGUCCUGUUUGGGAAUUCAAGUUUGGGCAAGGACUUUUAUGAGAGGAUGUCCAACAAAAUAAACAAGUUCAGUGUUAUGACUCAGUCACUACUUAAUGAUGAAGUAAUUCUAGAGAAAUACAACAUGGAUGGUGUUGUCCCUCUGCUGCUGGAAGAGAUGCAAAGUUAUUUGAGUUUAAAGAACGAUAAUUAUGUAGCAAUGACCACAGAGGAGAAAAUGUUUGAAUACCUCUGGAUAGACCUUCAUGAUCUACCAAACAGUACUUCUUAUUCGGAUGAUGACUUUUAUGAGAGGAUGUCCAAGCAAAUAAACAUUCUUCGCCAAGUAUUCCGUCGUCUGACAGAUUUCUAUCCUAUCCUCCUGGCCAACAAAACAACUACUACUCAAUAUCUCUUUCCUCGCUUCCAAUUCAUCGCCCGUAAAUUUCUACAAUUCUAUUUUGAUAUUUGGACUGGAAAGUAUAAACCAAGUUAUGAAGCUGAUGAGUACUCUUCCAAAGUCUCUUCUCUACUCAUCAAGAUAAUCCCUCUUGAGCUGGAGGUUCUAUACAUUUCUACUUCUAAGCUCAUAAAAGAAUCAACGUCAACUCAAUUAAAACGGUUUGUGAAGCAAAUCCUGAAAGCAUCUCCAAAGAUUCUUCAAAAUUAUCUCAUUCAUCUCCAAGGACGCAUGGUAGCUGUCAAUUACUCUCAAACUCAAAGUAUUAAUGUCAUGAUCGAGUUCCUAUUGAUCUUUCUCACCGAUAUACCAAAGCGCUUUAUCCAUCCUGAAAAAUUGAACGAUAUGUUGGCACAUGUCGCACUACUUACAAGGAAGAUAUCUACUCUCAUGGAGGAGAGCUCUAAUAUGGAUGAAGCAAAUUUUUCAGCUCCAGACUUGUUGCAAGAAAUUGAACGAAUGAAGGGAGAUAUCAAAAAGAUUUUUUUGAAAGCCCCGGAUCAGUUUCAUGUGGAUGAUGGUUUCCUCUUCAUGAAUCUUCUACUCAGACAUUUAAAUGAUUUGCUCAUUUCCAAUGUCUAUUCAGUUAUGCUGAUAAAGAAAGAAAUUGGGAUGGUGAAAGAAAGCCUCGAAUUCCUAAGAUCAUCUUUCAUGAAAGUCAGGCAAACAUUGGAUGACAGUAGUGGAGUAGUUAAAGAUUGUUGGGUGCGUGCUUUAGAUGUGGCAUAUGAGGCAGAACAUGUCAUUAAUUCCAUUCUUGUCAGAGAUAAAGCUCUCUCGCAUCUCAUCUUCUCACUUCCGAGUGUCACUGAUAAGAUCAAGCUUAUCGUGGCAGAAGUCACAUGUUUACAGCUGGAAGAUAAGAAUGGGGAUGGCCCCCUUGAUGCAAAGUCUUCCAACGAGCCAAUUGAGUCAACCUCGUCAUCUUUUGUUGAGGUAACAGUUGGUCAUGAAGAAGAUGAAGCCAAGAUGAUUGACCAGCUCCUUGAUAAACAUGAAUCCGAGCUUGAUGUCAUUUCCAUUGUCGGAAUGCCAGGACUCGGUAAAACUACUCUGGCCAACAAAGUGUAUAACAAUACAUUAGUUGCUAGUCAUUUCAAGAUUCGUGCUUGGUGCACUGUUUCCCAAAAGUAUAACAAGUCAAAGGUGUUGCGGGAGAUUCUUCAGCAAGUUGAUAACUCUGAAGAAAACGAAAGUGAGGAUCACGACCUUGCUGAAAAGCUACGAAGAGCAUUGUACGAUAAAAGGUACCUCAUCGUCUUGGAUGAUGUGUGGGAUAUUGCAACAGGGGAGAUGUUAAUAGCAUGUUUUCCAAAGUUUAAGAGAGGAGAUAGAGUUAUCUUAACUAGCCGAAAUAGUGAGGUAGGUUUGAAACUGAAAUGCCAUAGUGAUCUUCUCUGCCUUCAACUUUUAACAUUUGGAAAAAGUUGGGAGUUAUUCGAAAAAAUGGUAUUUGGAAAAGAAAGCUGCCCUGCUGAACUGUUGGAUGUUGGACACCAAAUAGUUAAGAAAUGUCAAGGGCUUCCUUUGGCUGUUGUUUUGAUUGCUGGAGUAAUUGUUAGAGGAAAGAAAGAGGAAAAGGAUUUGUGGCUUAAGAUUCAACAUAAUUUGGAUAUUUCUGCCAACAACAAUUUAGAGAUUAUGAAGGUUAUGCAAUUAAGUUAUGACCAUUUACCAUACCACCUGAAGCCGUUGUUGCUUUACUUUGCAAGAUCUCGAAAGGGCAAACGAACUCCAGUCUCUAAGUUGAUGCAGUUGUGGAUGGCUGAAGGUUUUCUGGACCAUGAUAUCCGAUCCAAGAAUAGUUUAGAGGAAGUAACUCAAAGUUACUUGGAUGCUUUAAUUUCCAGUAGCCUGAUAAUGGUGGAUCAUAUCAAGGGGAGUCACCCAUUUUUUGUAAAGAUCAAGGUUUGCUAUGUGCAUGAUGUUGUGCAUGAUUUUUGUUCAGUAAAAGCGAAAAAGGAAAAGUUUUUCACGAUAAUCAAUCCGGGUAAUCGAUUUCAUGUUUCUGAUUUCCUACACCAUCGUCUAACCAUUCAUAUUGAGGAGGGCCAACUCCACAAAAAAUGUGUUUUGUUCAAGUCUAAGAAGUGUUCAUUUGGUAGUAAGCAUCUCAUAUCUUUGAAAGUUAGCGGUUCGCUUCUCCACUUCAGGUAUAUCUGUCAUACAAGACACUUUGGACUUGUUAGAGUGUUGCAACUGGGUAGCAUCCUUUUGAAAGAUUUUUUAAUGGAAGAAAUAGGGUCCCUAUUUCAUUUGAGGUUCUUAAGGAUUCAUACUCUUAAUGGAAAAGCUAUCCCAGAAUCGUGGUUGAACCUCCAGAAUCUGGAAACUCUGUUGAUCAAUACUGGAGAUUCCACCAUGGUAUUACUGCCCAGAAUGUUACAACUGUCAAAGCUGAAACAUGUGAAAAUUGACAUGAGUUGUUUCUUUGAAGAGGAAGAGGACGCGAAAAAAAUCCAAAGUAGAAUAUUGAAAGGUGAGAAUUCAAAGCUGACAACUUUAUCCCAAGUCAAUAUCUCAUAUUCUGUAGGCACGAAUGAUGCUCUGGAGAAGUUCCCAAAUCUUCAGCACCUUGAUUGCACCAUAGUGGAAGCGCAGCACCCUCCUACCCAGGACGAUUGGUUUCCCAAGCUUGAUGUGCUUAAUAAACUUGAAUCAUUCAUAGCAAUAUACUGUUGCCCCGAGUUAAUCCCUCAACCCAAAAAAUAUCACUUCCCUAGCAGCUUGAAAGAGUUACGGUUGUAUCGGUUUACCAUGACACCUGCUUUGUUGUCUGCAAUCGUGGCAUUACCUCAGCUUGAAAUUCUGGCGAUUAUCGACUCUGAUUUAGUGAAGGAUAAGUGGUAUGCAAGUGAGGGCAUGUAUCAAAGUCUUAAGACUUUGAGUUUGCGACUGGUCAACCUUUCAGAAUGGGAAGUUAAUAGGGGAGCUUUUCCCAAGCUUGAGGAAUUAAUACUAGAUAAUUGUUACAAGCUUACGGAGAUCCCUUGUGCAUUUGCGGAUAGAGAAACUUUAAAGUCCAUUCAUUUAAUGAAUAUGAACCGUGAGGUUGAAGAUUCAGCCAUUGAGAUUAAGAAACAGAUAAUAGAAUUCGCAGGAGAGGACAGACUUCAAGUCCAUUUAUCAGAUGUGUUGUAUGAAUUAUAGAAGCUGAAGAAGAGGAUGAAACAGAGAAUGCCCAAAGGACACAAGGAUAGAACAACAAUGAUGAAAGAAACAACACAUGCAUUUGCAGUCUCAGUUCAUCUGCGUGGUUCUGGAGAUGCUCAAAAUUAAUGUUUUGAGAGUUUUCUUUCAUGUUUUUUUGUUAGUUAUGAAUCUUAUUUCGUCUCUAAUCUCUGAUAUAAGAUUCUAGUUUUUUU
Molecule: messenger RNA, 4176 nt
Organism: Solanum tuberosum (potato)
Lineage: Eukaryota; Viridiplantae; Streptophyta; Magnoliopsida; Solanales; Solanaceae
Product: putative late blight resistance protein homolog R1A-3
Exons: 4
Coding region: 188-3961 (1257 amino acids)
Biological process (GO): defense response to other organism
Molecular function (GO): ADP binding
Source: RefSeq, a predicted model, not a curated record